AUGCCUGAUCCUGGUCCAGAGAAUCCAGUCUAUUGCUUCUUUGCCUCCGAAGUCACGAACAUCAACAUCGUCUUUGUUUUGGCUCUGAUGUACUGUGUAGUUGCACCCGUGAUGAUGCCGGCUUGUUUGCUCUACUUUAGCCUCGCAUUCUUGGUGUACAAGUGGCUCUUUGUGCAUGUCUACACCAAGCAAUAUGAUCUUCUGGGCGAGUCGUGGUACGUGUGCUUUUGGGGUCUCAUUGUGGGUGUCUUCUUCGGUACAGUUUCUCUAUCCGGCUUAGCUGCCAGUCACAAGGGCUCGAAGUCUCCUCACUGCCUGGCGCUUUGGAUACUUUCCUUCUUGGUCUUAAUCUUUGCUUGGCAUUGCCAACGCACCUUCAUGCCAUUCUGCGCUGCGUUGCCGUAUCGUGCUGCUGUGUUGGCAGAUGAAACAUCCUCUGCCGCGGUGACAGAGCAGUUUUCCAGUGAUUACUAUCAUGAUCCAAUUCUUUCCGACACGCGGCCAGAUCUAGGGGGGACUUUGUUCGAUCUGCAUCUGAAGUUCAAAGCUAGAAUUAAGGUAGUGAAGGUUUGUAGGCGUUCUCGGCCGCAUUGA
This is a messenger RNA of Durusdinium trenchii, 594 nucleotides long. NCBI's taxonomy places the organism in Eukaryota, Dinophyceae, Suessiales, Symbiodiniaceae. The record is from the annotation of a GenBank genome assembly.